AUGCGUUGGGGAAGGCUGCUACCCGGAACCGCCCUCAGGCUCGCUCUCAUCACCUCAGGAUCUUUUCCUUGGGUGGUCUGUACCGUAAUGUCUGGACCAGCAUACAGAGCCCAUACACCGCAUUGCCUUCCGAGAUCACGUUCGGUUGAGCGUUUCGGUACCGUUGCCACUCUUACAAGAGUGGCAUCGGUGCCCAAUCUGUCGACUUUUCACGUUGGCGGAGAUCGUUACAGGUGCUCGACCCUGUACAAAUACAGAAAGAACUAUGAUACGCUAGAAGACCACAACAUCGAUCGCUACACGUUCUAUCAGCCGUUCUACUGGCCGACAUACCGUUAUGCAGCACGCCGUGCUCUCUAUGUGGAUCCGAUCCCAAACAGCCUCGGAUUCGAAUACCCGGAUUACUGGACCCGCUACAAGUGGUACACAGACUGGUUAAAUCCGACAUACUGGCGUCGCCAUCGCGAUCCCAACUACGACCGACCUCUUUGGAACAGCUGGCGACCAUGGCAGAUGGAUAGAUCGAAUAUCAAACGCGCUAUCGACAUGUAUCGUAAUGGCCACAUUGAUUUCAAGACACUUGAUGACAAAUGGAUCACACCAUCUGCAUAUGGGCGAUACGGAAAGGAUUGGGCUGAUGUUUACCUUCCAGCUGCCCGCUAUGGAGCGCAUCGCUACUUCUACUCGUUUUCUUAA
This is a messenger RNA of Ostertagia ostertagi, 696 nucleotides long. The record is from the annotation of a GenBank genome assembly. Lineage: Eukaryota; Metazoa; Nematoda; Chromadorea; Rhabditida; Trichostrongylidae.